AGCGGCGUCGCCAUCGCCAUUGCCAUCGCUGCUCGAGGUGAGCAAGCGAGAGGAGAGAGAGGGAGAAGGCGGCGACAUGUCCGGCGAGGAGGAGGAGAACGCCGCGGAGCUCAAGAUCGGCGAGGAGUUCUUGAAGGCGAAGUGCCUGAUGAACUGCGAGGUGGCGAUCAUCCUGGAGCACAAGUACGAGCAGAUCCAGCACAUGUCGGACGGGGACCCGGCGUCGCAGGUGUCGCAGGUGUUCGAGAAGUCGCUGCAGUACGUGAAGCGGUUCAGCCGGUACAAGAACCCCGACGCCGUGCGGCAGGUGCGGGAGACGCUCAGCCGCUACGGCCUCGCCGAGUUCGAGCUCUGCACCAUCGGCAACCUCUGCCCCGACACCAGCGACGAGGCCUCCGCGCUCGUCCCCUCCCUCCGCUCCGGCGGCAGGUUCCACGGCGACCCCGGCAGCGAGAAGAUCGACAAGAUGCUCAACGACCUCUCCCUCAUCAAGAAGUUCGAGUAGAGCAUGGUAGCAGCUUUCCUUUCAAUUGCUGUUGCUCUUGUUUGCAUUAUCAUAUCCUAUCUAUCUAUAAAAACCAUGGUUGCUCUAAAUCGAAAUUAGUCAGUAUCUCAUGUAAGAUUUUCAACCAAAUGUGACCAAAUUUCAUUAAGAGCAGUAUAGACAAGCAUAACCUAGUUACAAAGAGGAACUAGGAGAAGAAGCAGCUGUUAAAAGACACUUGACAAAAGAAAAAAAAAACACAGUGCUGCCCUCUAGCUGAUUCCUUCCGGCACCCGCCGCCACCCAGAUUUCAGUGCUUUGUUCGAUAUUGAAUCGGUGCUCAGUUCUUCUGAUGUUCUGCAGGAGGAAGGAGCAUUGUAACGAGUUCAAAACCUUGAUGUUAAGUUGGUAGUAAUGUUUAGUGAGCUUUGAAAAGAGAAAGGAGCUAAAUUGACUGGUUUAUCUAAGUUUGUCAUUCUGUUA
Messenger RNA from Oryza brachyantha (malo sina), 967 nucleotides. Its product is annotated as DNA-directed RNA polymerase II subunit 4. Gene Ontology annotation, molecular function: translation initiation factor binding; nucleotide binding. Gene Ontology annotation, cellular component: RNA polymerase II, core complex; P-body. NCBI's taxonomy places the organism in Eukaryota, Viridiplantae, Streptophyta, Magnoliopsida, Poales, Poaceae. Bases 77 to 505 code for a protein of 142 amino acids. The record is from RefSeq and is a predicted model, not a curated record. Gene Ontology annotation, biological process: positive regulation of translational initiation; nuclear-transcribed mRNA catabolic process, deadenylation-dependent decay; transcription initiation at RNA polymerase II promoter. The transcript has 2 exons.